Molecule: messenger RNA, 1607 nt
Organism: Nymphalis io (European peacock)
Lineage: Eukaryota; Metazoa; Arthropoda; Insecta; Lepidoptera; Nymphalidae
Gene: PolD2
Product: DNA polymerase delta subunit 2
Exons: 8
Coding region: 121-1458 (445 amino acids)
Biological process (GO): DNA strand elongation involved in DNA replication; DNA replication
Cellular component (GO): delta DNA polymerase complex
Molecular function (GO): DNA binding
Source: RefSeq, a predicted model, not a curated record
UGAAAUUCGGCGGCAAUGGCAAAGUAAAAUAUUGUGAUUUGUGAUUUAUAAUUCAAUACCUUAAUGAUAAAGAUAAGUGCGUUGUGUUUUGAAUAAAAUAUAUUUCAAAUAUCACUCAACAUGUUGUUUAAAGUGGAGUCUAAUGGCUCUUCAGUCACUAAAAACGAAACCAAUAAAUUUGAAAUAAUUGAUUUACAAAGGCGCACUGUAGAUUAUACAGAUUGUUCUAAACGCUUUUAUCAGGUAUCCCGUGAUUUUUCCCAGCAAUACGCUCACAUAUAUUCAGCAAGAUUAAAUACCUUUAGGAAUAUAUUAAUGCCUAUUGUACAAAAAAGAUGGUCCGACAAGUACAAAAUAUUAAAAUUGUGUGAAUUACGCGAUAAAGGCACGCCAUGUAUCAUAAUGGGAACACUUUUCAAAUUACAAGAAUUGAAGCCGAGUAUUUUGAAGGAGCUUUCAGAUCAACUUGAAAUAUUACCGCAGCCAGCUAGGACUCACUUUGUACAUGAAACAGACACUUUAGUAUUGGAAGAUGAACUGCAGAGAAUUAAAUUGUCUGGUGAUUGUAUUGAUGUUAACAAAGUAGUAACAGGUGUUGUUACUGCACUACUAGGAAGUGAAGAUGAAGAUGGAAUUUUUACAGUGAAAGAUGUAUGCUGGGCUGGAUGUUGUAUACAAAAACCAUUGCCGAUCUUAAAUGAUGAUAGGUAUGUCAUUUUUAUGUCGGGACUAAAUCUGGCAUCAAAAACUGGAAAUCAUUUGUUUUCAUUAAACUUACUUCUUGAGUGGCUAUGUGGAUUUUGUGGCACAUCAGAUUAUCAGGAGGAGGUUUCCAAAGUUGUCAGAGUUGUUAUAGCAGGUGGGAUAUAUGCAAAUCAAUCAAAUUCAAGUGUGCUUAAUGAAUCAGAUGUAAUAGUUGCUUCAGAAGUGGUAGAUUCUUUUGCUGCUGCUGUCAGUGCAGUUGUUCCUUUGGACCUAAUGCCUGGAUGUAAGGAUCCUGCAGGGAUAAUGUUACCGCAAAAACCAUUCCAUUAUUGUCUAUUUCCAAAAGCAGUAGAAUACAAAUCAUUUAAUCGUGUUUCUAAUCCAUAUGAGUGUGAUAUUGGAGGUUUUGUAUGUUUGGGAACCUCCGGUGAGCCUGUUACAGAUGUUAUGCGGUAUAGCAAGCUUGACAAACCAUUAGAUGUCAUGAAGAAAACAUUAGAAUGGCGCCAUGUAGCGCCAACAUGUCCAGACACAGUUCCUUGCACCCCAUGCUUGGACACAGACCCUUUCACUAUUUACAAUUGUCCUGCAAUUUAUUUCAAUGGAAAUUGUGAUGAAUUCUCAACAGAACUUUUUACAGGGGAUGACCAACAAUUAAUCAGAUUGGUGUGUAUUCCUAAUUUUUGUGAAACGAAGACAGUAGCUUUUGUUAAUUUAAAGAACUUGGAAUGCUACAGUAUGGUAUUUGACUAAAUAUUAUUUUAAACCAAUACAAUAGAACAUAUCAGAACCUAUUGAAGACAAAAAACUGGCGAAACUUUUAAUAAAUGUAAGAUAAAUAAAAUAAUGUAGCAUGUGAUGAGUGUAAGUUUUCUUUAAAUACACAAUUUUUUUAAUUUUUA